AUGGCAGUUCGGGAGCUUGAAGUGGAAUGCAUUUACAACGACCAGCAGCAUGUGGUAAAGCUCGUGCAGGACUUAGAGAAAGGUUUGUUUUUGGUCGGCAGCCUACUACCGUUGCUCGCUUUGGAGCAUGACGAGGACCAGUCGCAGAGAGAUUGGCGCAGCCGGUUGCUGCACAAACUAGACAUUUCGGUGAACAAAGAUCCACAGGGCAGAGAGUGGAUUUCGCGCAAUAAGACUUGGGAACUUCUGCAGUCGCUGAAGGUGCAGGACGCAUUUCAGGGCGUUUUUGACACUGACCAAGGAUCGCAAACGAAUGACACAGACCACGAUGAAGACGCGAACACGGGCGAGAAAGAGGUGAGGGAAUACCGCAAUGGUGACAGUAACGGUGACGAAGUGAAUGAAAAUAGUGGUGUUCCUGAUUCUAAAAUUGCUCAAACUGAGGACGACGGCAUUGAUGUCUUCCCAAAGCGAGUGAGGCCAGACCAGCAGCUGGGGUCGCCCCUUAAAAAACUCAAACCUGCAGAAAGCUUCUUACCAGCGCAUUCGAUGAAACACGAUCUCCAAUUUAAUACGCCAUUAACGAUUCAGCCAGCGAAAAAACCGGUUACGAACUUCGCACCCGAAGACCGCGUCAAGCUAGAACAAUUGCUGCAACACAUUCUAUUCCCGGAUAGCCAAGCGGUGCGUUUCGAAACCGCAUUGGCGAAUCUAGGAAUUUCGUACCCUAACAAUCAGUUGAAUCUGGAUAUUUCCAUCGACGAGCAUGGUAACACUCCUUUACACUGGCUGUGCUCCGUUGCAAAUGUCAGGCUCACUAAAGACCUGAUAAAUCAUGGAGCUGACAGAUUUCUUGGUGACAAGACAGGCGAGUCUGCUUUGGUAAAAGCGGUCAAAUCGGUCAAUAACUACGACUCCGGCACGUUCGAAGAGCUGUUAGACUUUUUAUACCCGUGUCUCACUUUGGUGGACGACAUGUCCAGAAGCGUACUUCACCAUAUCGUUAUAACAUCAGGAAUGCCGGGCUGCGCUGCUGCUGCCAAGUAUUAUCUGGAUAUCCUCAUGGGAUGGAUUGUCAAGAAACAAACACGAGAAAUAUCUAGUGACGAUGACCCGAUAAUGUCAGCACUAGAUCUCAAAUGGUUUAUAAAUCAUGUUCUCAAUGCUCGUGAUACUAACGGUGACACAUGUCUUAAUAUUGCCUCAAGACUGGGAAACGUAUCCAUAGUCGAGGCUCUAUUGGACUAUGGUGCAGAUCCUCGGAUUUCAAACAAUUCCGGCUUGAGGCCGGUAGAUUUUGGCGCUGGCGCUACAAAACUGGAGGGCGCACAGACAAAUAAUACCGGGGUCGAUGGGUCGAUAUCAGUGUCAGGCCCUAAUCCUUCUAUGCUCAUAAACAACAUCCAGUCGCUGGUUAAAACAAUCUCCCAGGAUUACGAGAUGGAGAUCAAACAACACAAAGAUCAGCUGUCAAUGCUGCAUAGAGAGCUGGACAACCAACGUCAGAUGCUGACCACCUCACGGGAAAAGCUUGCACACGCCCGUCAUCUCCGCGACGAGCAUACGCAAUUAACGGAACAAAUUUCCAAUAUUCAACAAGCAAUUUUGCAAGAGGAUGCGGACUUCAAAAAGGUCAGCGAAGAGCUAGGAAUUGAUGAUGAGUCUCUAGAAAUGGCCGAGUUCGACGCUGACGAGCCAUUUCGCAUUGACUUCAUCUUCAACUUUUUGGAAAAUAAAUUGCAGAACGACUACUCCGGGAACUUUGAGCAGUUCUUCGAAGACGCGUCCUUAGAUGAUCUUUUAAAACAAUUGAUGCAAGAAAAUUCCGGACAGGAAGAGAGCAUACCACCGGAGGCACUUCUUCGCGCUCGCAUAACCGCUUACGAGAAAAACGAACAUAACCUCAAUGAAUCGCUAAAGUCGGUACGGGAAAAGCAAGCACACUUAGAAGGUCGAUUUAGACGUGUUCUUUCGCUAUGUCUCAAAGUCGAAGGCGACAAGAUAGAUGGGAUGCUGGAUGGUUUACUACGAGCAAUAUCAUCAGAGGACCCAGAGGACAUUGACACGAACGAAAUGCAAAUGUUCUUGAGCAAACACGCCGUGUAA
This is a messenger RNA of Lachancea meyersii CBS 8951, 2106 nucleotides long. The record is from the annotation of a GenBank genome assembly. NCBI's taxonomy places the organism in Eukaryota, Fungi, Ascomycota, Saccharomycetes, Saccharomycetales, Saccharomycetaceae.